This is a messenger RNA of Penicillium diatomitis, 351 nucleotides long. RefSeq lists its product as uncharacterized. Bases 1 to 351 code for a protein of 116 amino acids. Gene Ontology annotation, biological process: mitochondrial respiratory chain complex III assembly. The record is from RefSeq and is a predicted model, not a curated record. The transcript is spliced from 3 exons. Gene Ontology annotation, cellular component: mitochondrial membrane. Lineage: Eukaryota; Fungi; Ascomycota; Eurotiomycetes; Eurotiales; Aspergillaceae.
AUGUCCAAAGGUGGAAUGUGGGCCAAGUCCAUCGCGGGUGGCAUCCUCUUCUGUAUCGGAGGUCCUGCACUCGUUCAAUAUCUUCGGCCUACAGACGCAGAGCUCGUCUCUCGAUACAAUCCUGAUCUUCAGAAACGCAGUGCGGAACAAGGUGAUCGGAAGGCGCAGGAAUUCGAUGACUACGUAACCAAGUUGAAGGAGUGGUCAAAGUCGGACAAAUCAAUCUGGUACGCGGCUCAAGAAGAGCAGGAGCGCGAGAAAGCUCAGCGUGAGGCACAGCGUGCUCGGCAAAAGGAGGAAGCGAGGAUACAACGAGACGAGAUGCGGAAAGAAUUGCUGGGCGACAAAUAG